This is a messenger RNA of Sporisorium graminicola, 1056 nucleotides long. RefSeq lists its product as uncharacterized. Gene Ontology annotation, cellular component: dehydrodolichyl diphosphate synthase complex; lipid droplet; endoplasmic reticulum. The transcript has a single exon. The record is from RefSeq and is a predicted model, not a curated record. Bases 1 to 1056 code for a protein of 351 amino acids. NCBI's taxonomy places the organism in Eukaryota, Fungi, Basidiomycota, Ustilaginomycetes, Ustilaginales, Ustilaginaceae. Gene Ontology annotation, molecular function: ditrans,polycis-polyprenyl diphosphate synthase [(2E,6E)-farnesyl diphosphate specific] activity.
AUGAUGGUGGCAGACCCCUCCGUAUCCUCUGCUGCAGAGAAGGAGGCGACAUUGACGAGCGCUGCUAACACGACCAUCAUGAAACCGCCGCAGGAAUCUUCGCCACCGCCGUCCUCAUCCUCUGCGAUGCCCACCAAGACCCAACUCCUCAAGCAAGCCGCGCUCUCCCCCCUCUCGCUGCUCUCCUUGCUUCCCUUUCCAUCACCGCAACAGCUUCUCCUUCAGACGCUCUCACUCGGGCCCAUCCCCCGCCAUAUCGCUUUCGUCAUGGAUGGCAACCGUCGUUGGGCCCGCACUUCGCACCAUACCAUCCAGCAGGGUCACCUCACAGGCUUUGCCACGCUCAAAUCCGUCCUCGAAGUGUGUCUCAACUUGCAAGGUCUCGACACCGUCACGGUGUAUGCGUUUGCGAUCGACAACUUCCGACGCAGCGAGAGCGAGGUGAAUGCGUUGAUGGAGAUUGCAAAGACGCGGCUGAUCGAGUUGGCGGGGCAUGGCGAGUUAAUUGCACGCUAUUCGGUGCGUGUGUACAUCGCAGGGCGCAAGGACCUGUUACCGGAUGAUGUUAGGGAGGCGGUAGAGAGGGUCGAAAACAUGACAAAGGACAAUACCAAGGCGACACUCAACAUCUGCAUGCCCUAUGCUAGCAGAGACGAGAUCACGGGCGCGGCAAGGACGUGCCUGGAUCGCAAGAUGAGAGACGUCGAAAAGGCCGCCAUCGCUGCUGCAAAGUCGCAACAAACCCGUGGCGCGGGGGAAAGCUCGCCGCCUUCAUCGCUGGAUCACGUCCUCGAUGAAGUGGAUCUCAAUAUCACACCCCAGGAUCUCUCGGAUGCCAUGCAGCUCGCCCACACUCCACCGCUCGACAUCCUCGUCCGCACCUCUGGCGUCUCGCGCUUGAGCGAUUUCAUGCUCUGGCAGUGCACCGAGUCGACGCACAUGCACUUUGUCGACAAGUUCUGGCCUCAGUUUGGGCUGUUCGACAUGGUGCCCAUCAUCUUGGGCUGGCAGAGGCAUCAGUGGAGCGUUGCGCUUCGCAAGUCUUGUGGCUGGUAG